AUGAAGCUGGUUGAAUUAGACACAACGGUGGCCGACCUUCACGCCACAAAUGGCGUUCAAUGGCCCCUGGCUGUCGACCUGUACCACACCUAUACCCAUAUCGACCUCCACGACCACUUUCUGCGCGAGUCGCGGUUUGCCGAAGAUGAGGACCCGGAGGUCUAUUACAAUGGCGACGGAAACGUCGAGCGGUUCAGACAAUGGGCUCUAUGUUUCAAAACACUCCGCUUCCUGCCCAUGGUCGGGCCAGGCCUCGCCCUCCUCCAUGUGCCUCGAAAUGCGAGGGUCAACAUCGAGCGGGCACUGAAGCAGUUUCCUGAAUGGCAGCGGCCCAUUGUUCAGUACAUUGAUUUGGACAGCUCGGACUUCGAAGCGGACCGCCAGUCUGCCUUGGAAGGCAGGAAGCUGGUGUACUGGCGGCCUAAGUCCUGGAUGUCAAAGGAAUCCUGCUUGGUGGCACCCGAAGUCUCAUACGAAUUGAAUGACAAGCGAUUUCUUACCCAUCCAGGAAUCCCAACCCCAACGAUGGAACUCAUCCAACUGGCGCAGCCAGAGCAGCAAGCGUACCUGGCCAGCCGUCCCCUGCCGUUUGUGGUCAAGUUCUGCCGCUGCAGCUCUGGACAAGGAACAUUCAUGGUGGCCACGGAGGACGCCCGGCAUAAGAUGCUUCACGCCGUGAGCCGCUACGCCACACGAGGAGGAGACGAAGUUCAGGUUUCGGAGUUGGUCCACUCCAAGAGACCUCAUUACGGGGUGAAUUUCUUUAUGGGUAACGGCGAAGCCACAGAGACACAGUUCUUGGGUGCCACGGAGCAGGUUAGCACCAAGGAUGGCGCUUGGGUAGGAGGAAUCAUUGAUUAUAACGAGCAAGGCGACCUGGAGCAGACACUCAGAGACACGAUUUCCGCGGUGGCGCACACACUCUGA
Molecule: messenger RNA, 927 nt
Organism: Aspergillus bombycis
Lineage: Eukaryota; Fungi; Ascomycota; Eurotiomycetes; Eurotiales; Aspergillaceae
Exons: 1
Coding region: 1-927 (308 amino acids)
Molecular function (GO): metal ion binding; ATP binding
Source: RefSeq, a predicted model, not a curated record